AUGGUGAAGAAGUUCCGGAAACGCGAAAACCGGAAGCUGGCCAUUGUGCAGCAGGAGAAGAUCCGACGGAGGAUUCGUGAAAACCGAGAUGCGCACAAUCUCCAAGCGCCAGAGGCCGGCACAAGCUUCAAGCACAUCAAGAACAAGCAGAAGCGUUCCCAGAUGGUGCAACUCAUGAAGCAGGAGAAGAAGAAACAAAAAUCCAAGGUGCGCCGCGCGCGAAGAGAGGCGGAGGCACGUGGCGAGGAGGUGGUGAGACAAGAGCCCAGGAGCAUCGAUAAGAUGCGAGAGGCCGACGAGACCAUCGUCCCCGAGGAGGAUAGUGAGGUAGAAGAGGAUGAGGCCAUGGAUGAGUUCGAGAAGUAUUUCCAAAACGGCAAGAAACCGAAGAUCUUGGUGACGACGCAGAAGACACCCUCUAGAAAGAUGUAUGCCUUCUUGAAGGAGUUGGUUUGCGUCAUCCCCAAUACCUUCUACUAUCCUCGUAAAGAGUUUCCGUUCAAAAAGAUCUGCGAGUAUGCUGGCAACCGAGACUUCACCGAUGUGAUGCUCUUCCAUGAGAAAGCCGGUGUGAUGCAGGGCGUUUAUAUCUCGCACUUGCCCAAAGGCCCCACUUCUUAUUGGCGCAUAACGCGCAUGAAGCUGGGGCAAGAGAUGAAAGGCGGUGCCACCUGCAACUCCAGUCAUAAUCCAGAGUUGAUCCUCAACAACUUUGUCACGCGAUUAGGGCGAAGAUUAGCUCGCCAGUUCGCGGCCUUGUUUCCUCAGAGGCCUGAUUUUGAAGGCAGAAGGACGAUCACCUUCCACAACCAACGGGACUUCGUGUUCUUCAGACACUACAGGUAUAACUUCAAGGACAACGGCGAGAGGUGUGCUCUACAGGAAAUUGGCCCACGCUUCACCCUGAAGUGCAGGUAUUUGCAGCAUGGCACCUUCGACGCGCGCAGCGGCGAAUACGAAUACAUCUGGCGACCAGAUGCGCAGGUGAGCCGGAAGAAGUUCUUCGUCUAG
Durusdinium trenchii is the source of this 1011-nucleotide messenger RNA. The record is from the annotation of a GenBank genome assembly. Lineage: Eukaryota; Dinophyceae; Suessiales; Symbiodiniaceae.